Ctenopharyngodon idella (grass carp) is the source of this 759-nucleotide messenger RNA. Its product is annotated as sushi, nidogen and EGF-like domain-containing protein 1. The transcript is spliced from 7 exons. Bases 13 to 759 code for a protein of 248 amino acids. Gene Ontology annotation, biological process: cell-matrix adhesion. NCBI's taxonomy places the organism in Eukaryota, Metazoa, Chordata, Actinopteri, Cypriniformes, Xenocyprididae. The record is from RefSeq and is a predicted model, not a curated record.
GCGUUCGUCACAAUGAGGUUUCUGAUUUCACUGUGUGUGUCUCUACUGCUGCUGAUUAAUGGUGAAAUAAUCAAUGGACAAACAACAGGGAUAUUCUAUCCAUUCGGCUCAGCGGCAGGAGACACAGAAUAUUCUAAUUAUGGUGAUGAAAGCUACGUAUUUGUUGGCCUAUCCACUCCAUAUACGUUCUUUGGCCGCACAUACAACCAGCUAUACGUUCAUUUUAAUGGACUCCUUACAUUCAACCAACCUGAACCAGCAUCAGGUCCUAACUACAAUCCCACCAGAGGAGCUGAAGAUUUCAUUGCUCCUCUCUGGAGUGAUGUUGAUGACUAUUACAGUGGCGUGUUCUCAUAUCAGGAGUACACAAAUGGAAGUGUGCUCACUCGCGCCACUCAGGAUAUAAACCAGUAUUUCCCUCAGAUGAGAUUCAAUGCUUCUUCAGUCUUUGUUGUCACUUGGGAAUUUGGUGAUCGCACAAGCCCAGCGAUCAAGUUUCAAGUGGUUUUAAUUUCUGGUGGAGGUUUUUCUUUCUUUCUGAUCAAUUAUGGCGACUGUGCUGUGCUAUAUGAACAAGUUCAGGCUGGAUAUGACACAAUAGGCUCCACAGACUCCUUUGUAAUUCCUGAUUCAAUUAAUGGCAACUACCAAAACCUCAAGAGCACAAGCAACGUAAACGUCCAGGGUCGUUGGGCCUUCCUUGUGAACGGCUGGAGGCUCAGAACGUGGUUGUCUCUGUUGCUGCCUCACAAGCUGUAG